CAAUGGUGUUGAGUAGUAUAUAUAGACCAUUGAAUCCCACAGAUAUGUCGACAUUCCCAUCACAACAUCAUUCUCUCAAACAAUACUAGUCUUUCAACUCUCCCAUCAUGAAGUUCACUUCAACUUCGCUUGCCCUCCUUGCAAGCCUUCCCCUGGUCUUCUCCCUCCCAACUGAAGCUCAGCCAUCCACUCAACAGCUCGAGCAGCCAGAAGGUUUCGUAAAGAUUCACGAAGCUGACCCCGAGCACUGGCUCCAAGCCGUGAAAGAAGAAGCCGCCCGUCAGGAAGCCGCUGCUGCUUCCACCCACAAUGAAACUGAGGCCCUCGAAGCCCGAGAUAGUUGGAUCUACCAAGUCCACGGCAUGUACACCGACAACCUCGUCAACGUCGGGGACGUCGACACCUUCUACAUGCUCUGGACGCGCAUGUACGACUCCAGCGACGACAAGGGCGGUCUCUCAGACAUAACCCGUGGAGCGUGGAGCAAAUUCUGCAAUGGCCCCAGCGCCGGCAACGGCGUAACCACAAGAUUCGUCCUCGACGGUCAAUGGGGAGCCGUAGGCCGUCUGAGCGGCUGGUCGAUGCGCGACGCCCUGAUCCACUCCAUGUGGCAGACAGCCGAUGGCAUUGGCAAGAAGAACGGUUACACCGUGUACAACAACUGCUACGGCUUUACCUGGCAGGAGGGUAAGCCGGGUAAAGCCAACUCGGCGUGUGGAGGACGAUCAGGCAAAGCUUGCCCGCACAACUCUGACUGUCCGUUGGAGGGUAUGGAGUGCACUGGCCUUAAAUGGGGCACUUGGCUUCCCAGCAUCAUCCGCAUGAACGUUUAUAACCGCGAUGGAUCGCUUCGUGCCGAUGCGUACCAGGCGAGAAUUUCUUCGCAGGCUACUGGCUCCGGUGGUUGUUCCAAGGCCCAGACUAUUUCUGCUUAUGUUGCUGAUUUUAUCCCGAUUGUUGGGCCCUACUUCGCCACUGGUAUUCGUAUCAAUUGCCUGUACCAGAGCUAAGGCCUCUCGGUAAACACCAAGGUAGCCCUAUGGGGUCCUUAACGAAGUGGUCCAGGCGUCACAGGCUUGGGAUCGAGUCACUGGCGGGGUGUACAUAAGACUGGGCUGAGGUAGUCCAGCAGACCUUGAUCAUUCUAUGUAGAUAGUUUUAUUAUUUGAAUAUACUCGCGUCCUU
This is a messenger RNA of Fusarium redolens, 1185 nucleotides long. RefSeq lists its product as uncharacterized. NCBI's taxonomy places the organism in Eukaryota, Fungi, Ascomycota, Sordariomycetes, Hypocreales, Nectriaceae. Bases 108 to 1010 code for a protein of 300 amino acids. The transcript has a single exon. The record is from RefSeq and is a predicted model, not a curated record.